Molecule: messenger RNA, 4703 nt
Organism: Chara braunii
Lineage: Eukaryota; Viridiplantae; Streptophyta; Charophyceae; Charales; Characeae
Source: the annotation of a GenBank genome assembly
GGGUACAGGGGGGAGGGACAGGCCGGGGGAUGAUUAAACCCAAUAGGAGGAGGAGGAGGAGGAGGCAGGAGAGAGGAGAGAGGAGGGAAAGAGAGGAGCAUUCAGCGGUGGUGGCUUGCGGCCAUGUCCGGGUUUCAACUUAGUCUGUACCAAGUGCAUCCACGUAGCGGUUUUGCCGCCGCAGGGCAGCAAGCUGCUCUCAGUGGAGAUGGCCCGGGACGGGGGAUGAGAUCAUCGUUGUAUCUGUCCCGAUCCCAUUCUCUAUGUCCGUCUCGACCUCGAUCUGCGUCGGCGCCGGGGUCUCCAGCUUUUGCUGCUGGCUCUUGUCUGUCUCCUCCCCCUUCUCCACCAUCUCCACCAUCUCCUCCUCCUCCUGCUUGCCUUCGUUCCGUCGUCCUGCCGGGAGCGCGGUGCGGCCUGGGGGCGCGCGAGCUGCAGUUAAGCCAUGGGCGUGGUGGUGUCGAAUGGCGCGAACUCUUAUGGGCGAACAGUCGGCCACGACAGCUCGAAAGGAGGAGGAGCUUUGCAGAUGGAGGGGGGGAGGUGGAGGUGUGCUUUCUCUGUGCAAGAGCGGGCGGGGGGCGGAUACAUGGAGGGGGAAGGAUGGCCGGCGGGCUGACACGUGGCGACCGGCUAUGGCGUCGCCGAGUGGCUGGGACGUUGGAUGGUUGUGCUGAUGAAAGGAGUGGGGGCGGCGAUCAGCUAUGGCGGCGGCACGCCGCCGCGGCUGCCGCAGCAUCGGGGAAGGAGGAGGAUGACCUGGAAGAGGGGGAAGAGAAAGGGCUGUCGUCGUUGAUUGAUAGAGCAAGAUCGGACGACUCCUCGCCUCUGCCGCACAAGUCAUUAGCUACUGGAGACACCUCCCCUUCUUCGGCCACCUCCUCAUCCCUUCUGUCCACGUCUCCAUCCAAUUCUCGUUCCUCGUCUUCCUCUCUUUCUCCUUCUCAGUUGGCUUCUUCUUCUUCUUCUUCUUCUUCUUCUUCUUCUUCUUCUUCGUUGAGGGAUGGCGAUGGUGGCAGUCGUCCUUCUAAGGAGGAGGAGGAGGAGGAGGAAGAGGAGGAGGAGGAGGAUGAGAUCAGCAGAAGAAUCUGGGAACUGCUGAAGGAGGAACUUAACCUCCUGGUCGAUUUGCUGCCUGAACGGAUAAAGGUAAAACUUGCCAGUCAUCCAAAUUUGGACAAUCUUAUCGAGAUUGUGAUGGACUUGGGUAGAAGGCCGAUGGCGCGAUUUCCUGCUCCUCUGGGCGAUGUGGUUCUUGUUGACGACAACGUCACUGCGGAUGACAUAGCGUAUGCAGUUUCAAAGGUUGGUGAGUUCGGCGGUGAUAAUCGCGCUGGAAUAGAUCGGACGCUUCACAGGAUCAGCGCCAUGAGAAAUCGUGCGGGCAAGAUUGUUGGGCUGACAUGCAGAGUCGGCAGAGCCAUACGAGGUAGCGCGGAGAUGGUUAGAGACUUGGUUGCAGGGGGAGGCUCUUUGUUGCUGAUGGGUCCUCCUGGGGUUGGUAAGACAACAGCAAUAAGAGAGAUAGCGAGAAUGCUGGCUGAAGAGUACGACCGGCGCGUGGUGAUCGUUGAUACGUCCAACGAGAUAGGGGGUGAUGGGGAUAUACCACACCCGGGGAUUGGGAGCGCCAGGAGAAUGCAGGUGGCUGAGGUGGAGCUGCAACACGAGGUGAUGAUUGAAGCGGUGGAGAAUCACAUGCCGCAAACAAUUGUGAUUGAUGAGAUAGGCACAGAGCUGGAGGCAAAUGCUGCAUGUACAAUUGCGCAGAGAGGUGUGCAGCUUGUUGGCACGGCUCAUGGCAUGACCAUUGAAAACCUCAUAAAAAAUCCGUCUUUGUCCAUUCUGGCGGGAGGAAAGAGGCCACGGGUUGAGGUGAGGCAGAUGCCUGAGGAAGGCCAAGCCGAUGCGGGGAAGGAAGAGAAAGAUAAGGGGAAGCUAGACAAAGACUAUCAUGGUGCCGCACUGGCCCCGAAGACGUUCUCUCAGGCCCAUGUUUCUGAUGAAAGCAGUGGAGAUGAUGAGGAUGAGGAGGAGGAGGAUGAAGAUGAUGAUGGUGACGAUGACAAGAGCAGUCGAGGAAAAUCUGUGGAAAGCAGCUUGCGAGCUUUGGUCGGCGGAGACAGAAGAGGUUGGCUUGCUUCCGAUAAACCAACGGACAUUCCACUGAUGCUGUUUGCUUACCAGAUAGCAGAAUCCUCUCUUGAGCAAGUUAUGGAGGUUAUGGGUCUGAGUGACAUGGUGCAGCUGACUGAUGACAUUUCUAUGGCUGAUGCCGUGCUCACGCUGCGAUCGAGGUUGAAACAAAACUCGUGGGUUCGAGGUGCUGCGAGGGAGAGGCAGGUGCCCAUCUUUGCAAUUAAGGCAAACUCCAUGGCUCAGAUGGUCCGUGCGAUGAGGGCUAUCCUCGGCAUGGAAGCACUUGGAGCAGUAGGGCCGGCAUCGUACGACAAGGACGCCGGGAUGCCUGGUCUUCGUGGAAAUAGUUUGCCCAAUGGGUCGUGGCAGAAGGCUCCAGACAGCACCUUUGAAGAUGAAAUUGAUGCGUUGGAGGAGGCAAGACUGGCAGUGGAACAGAUAGUCAUUGCAAAAGGAAAGCCUGCUGAACUACUUCCACGUUCGACGAAUAUUCUUGUUCUUCAGGGAAAACUUGUUGAGCACUACCAGCUUACGUCCGAAGUCUGUGGAACGGAACCGAACUGCCGCCUACGCAUCCUUCCUAUCUAUCUGGACCAGCGCGGCAAAAAUACUGCUGCUAAGGAAGGCAGCGCCGUGGUUGAGAGCCUCGACAGCUCCAUCAAGGAGGAGAACAAUGGUAGCCCCUUCACCCACCAACCUGUGAAUGGUGCGGAGAGCGCUGACAAGUUACCUGAUUUGCAGCGAGAAACUGACUCCAAGGACACAACCAAACAGAACUCUGGAUAUCAUUGAGGCAAGCUGCUGACCCCAGCAGGACACAGACCAGUUGGCGGAGAUGGACACCUUGCCUGUUCGACCAAUCUAGGUUGGUUUUGAAGCCGGGAGUAGAGGUCGCCUCCCCAAGAUGCGACAGAUGGAGCGGGACACGUGGAGUGGGGUGCAUGAAGCGGCGAUAUAAGGGGGGGGAAAGGAGGACAUGAAGCGGGCCAUAUGGAGCGGGGCACAAGAAGUGGGCUGAUACGGAGUGUAGCACAUGGAUUGGGACAAUGACGCAGGGCACAUGGAUGAAGCGGAACUCAUGGAUCGGGACACAGGGGAGCAGCUUGAGUGGGAGAAAGUGAGCGGGACACAUGGAGUGGGGCACAUGAAGAGGGCGAUAUGGAGUGGGGCACAUGAAGUGGGCAAUAUGGACUGGGGCACAGGAAUUGGGAUUAUAUGGAGUGUGUGGCACAUGGAUCGGGGGCAAUGGGGCAAGGCAUAUGGAUGAAGCGGAACGCAUGGACUGGGACACAGGGGAACAGCUUGAGUGGGAGAAAGUGAGCGAGUGACAGAUUCAGUGGGACAUUGACAAGGUGGCCCAAGCUGCAUCUCUGUGGGGGUUGUUUCCCAGAUGAACCAGAUUGCAUCGGCAUCACUUAGUGACCGGUGACCCGCAACUGCGACAUGUUGAGUAGAACAAGAAGUCAACCAAGAAGCCGAACAAAAAGUCAACGAAGAAGUCCGAGAAGUCGAAGUCAAACAAGAAGAAAGGGAGGAGCUGAUGUUGUCCUUUCAAAGAUAUCUUGAAUGUCUUAUCGGUGCUACCUGGUUGGUGCAACAUGUCAAAGAUGGAAAUGUGGAGACGGAACAUGUUGGUGCAGGCAGGGGGAGGAACUGUCAGUUUCCACUGCGAACUCGUAGCCGCGAUGUGCGAGCGAGGAAGAAAACAGCCACAUCAUUAGGUGGGCCAGUUGAAGCCUUUGGAACAUCACAGCCAUUAAUGACUCCUGGACAUGGAUGACACACGCACACACACGCACACAAACAACUUCAGGCAGUAAGGAAAAACAAGCGGUAGGCCACCUGCAGGAAUUUGUCUUUUUUUUUUUUUUUUGGUCUUUUAGAGCAUGUACGUAAUGAUUAGUUUUGCUUGUUUUGGAUUUUCUGCACACCUUACUGAAUGUACGAUUGAAAAUUCUGACUGCUUUAGUGCUUUUUUUUUCUUUUCUUUUCUUUUCUUUUUUUUUGACUGCUCUAAUGUUAUGCUGGGUGGAGGGGGAAACUUUAGUGUCUAACUUCAUACAUUCCGGCACUGCGUUCGAGUCUUUUGGGUCGGGCCCCCGACAGGCGUGACGUCCAUCGUAGGAAAGUACGAAUCUUGCCGCUGUUACGCCUGCUUUCAUCCUUUCUAAGCAUGAAUGCGACCGUCCACUGGGGCCUGCUGCCCAUUAGUCACAUAUCUAAUAGGACUUGAGGCUAGGCAAAGCCACACCAAGUCUGGGAUUGCAACAUCCAUGUCAGAUGUAGAGAACUGGAUGAGGUAACAUAGUCCUUGACCAAUCUGGGCCCAGUUUUGGAAAAACUGGUAGGGCUUGAGGCUAGGCAAAGCCACUGGGACUUGAGGGUUAGGAAAGCCAUGGCGACUUCAGGCUUGGGAAAGCCACUGUGACUUCAAGCUUGGGAAACCCCUGCAACUUCAGGCUUGCAAAAGCCACGGUACUUCAGGCUUGGGAAAGUGGCUGGGACUUCAGGCUUUGGAAAACCCGUGGAGCUCAAUAUGGUCGAAAUCAAAGCCGUUUUUCUAC